CAAAGUACGAGCCAGAGAAAAGAAAACACAAAAACCCCUCUUUCGCUUUGUCCACCAGAGGAGAGUCACAGUCUCACUUGCCUUGAACAAAAAGAAAAGGUCGAUAAAAAACCCAGAGGUUUUCAGCAAGAAAGAGGCAGUCUCUGUUUAUUUGUGCCAAAGGAGAAGAAACGACGCCGUAAAGAUGUUCAGAAACCAGUACGACACAGAUGUGACGACAUGGAGCCCAGCCGGGCGGCUUUUCCAGGUGGAGUACGCGAUGGAGGCCGUGAAGCAAGGCUCGGCGGCCAUUGGGCUCCGAUCCAAGACCCACGUGGUGCUUGCCUGCGUUAACAAGGCCAACUCCGAGCUUUCUUCUCAUCAGAAGAAGAUUUUCAAGGUCGACGACCACAUCGGCGUCGCCAUUGCCGGCCUUACCGCCGACGGUCGUGUCCUCUCUCGAUAUAUGCGAUCGGAGUGCAUCAACUACAACUACACUUAUGAAUCUCCGCUCCCCGUCGGACGACUGGUCGUUCAGCUUGCCGAUAAGGCUCAGGUGUGUUGCGUACUCAAGCCCUAAUUUUGAAUCUGUUUCUGUUGCUCAUUU
Molecule: messenger RNA, 586 nt
Organism: Prunus dulcis (almond)
Lineage: Eukaryota; Viridiplantae; Streptophyta; Magnoliopsida; Rosales; Rosaceae
Product: proteasome subunit alpha type-1-B
Exons: 1
Coding region: 185-559 (124 amino acids)
Biological process (GO): ubiquitin-dependent protein catabolic process
Cellular component (GO): proteasome core complex, alpha-subunit complex; proteasome core complex
Source: RefSeq, a predicted model, not a curated record